CGCGCCUCUCCUUGCCUUGAAGCGGCUUUUCAAAGGGCCCGGCCGGCGACAUAGCUCCACCUCUAGGCUCUCAGUCAGCUUUCUCUCCGCCCCCCGCCCCCCUCCUUUCCAGCCUCGAUGCGCCUUUCCUCUCCGCCCGGGGCCACCGCUGGACGCGCCCACUCCGCGGCUUCGGAGGGGUGUCCCGGCUGAGAAGGAGGUUUCUCUAAGCAGCCACCAAAGGAGAGAGAGAAGAAAGAGCAGCAGCAGAAGGAAGAGGGGGCAGGAGGGGCGGGGCUGCUCUAGAGAGAGAGAGAGAGAGAGAGAAAGAAAGAAAGAAAGAGAGAGAGAGAGAGAGAGACAACUAUUCUUCUCUGCUUCGGGGCAGAGGCACUGCCGACUCCGGAACGCUUUGAGAUCCCGCGACGACGGCUCUGAACGUAUCAUUCUUGACCCUCAAUUGCCAGGAGGAUGAGCCAACAGGAUGAAGAGCAAUCCAAUCUGUCUCACUCCCUCUUCGAUGCCUUUCUCCAUGCCAAGCAGUGCAAAGAAGUGCUGGACAAUUUUGAAGCACUGUGUCAACACCUGGGGCUGGAGCACACUGGCCAGCUCCAAUUCUAUCACAAACUCAAGUCUUGCCUCAACUAUUGGAGUGCCAAGGCUUUGUGGACCAAGCUAGACAAAAAGGCUGGACACAGAGAUUAUGGUCAAGGGACAGCUUGUGCCAACACCAAGUGCCUGAUCAUUGGGGCAGGUCCCUGUGGUCUGCGCUCCGCAAUUGAACUGGCCUUCCUGGGAGCCCAGGUGGUGGUGCUGGAGAAGAGAGACACGUUUUCCCGGAACAAUGUGCUGCACCUUUGGCCUUUCACCAUUCAGGACCUGCGAACGUUAGGAGCCAAGAAAUUCUAUGGCCACUUCUGCACAGGUUCCUUGGAUCAUAUCAGUAUCCGUCAGUUGCAGCUGAUUUUGCUGAAAGUUGCCUUACUCCUGGGGGUUCAGAUUCACACCAAUGUGCAGUAUAAAGGACUUGUUCCACCAGCAGCCAGCUCCAGUGGACAGGUCAGUGGCUGGAGAGCUGUAUUACAUCCCAGCUCCUCUCCGCUGAGUCAGUAUGAAUUUGAUGUCCUCAUCUCUGCAGGCGGCGGCAGGUUUGUGCCAGAAGGCUUCAAGAGGAAGGAGACUCGUGGGAAGUUAGCCAUCGGUAUCACCACCAACUUUAUUAACAACCACAGCCGAGCUGAGGUGGAGGUGGCUGAGAUCAGUGGAGUAGCUCGCAUCUACAAUCAGAAAUUCUUCCAAAACCUCAAUAACAAAACAGGUAUUGACUUGGAAAACAUUGUCUACUAUAAAGAUGACACCCACUACUUUGUCAUGACAGCAAAAAAGCAGAGUUUGCUGAAGAAGGGAGUCAUCUUAAAGGAUAAGCUGGACAUAGAAAGUUUGCUGUCUCCAAAGAAUGUGAAUCAGGAAGCUCUUCUUGCUUAUGCGAAGGAAGCUGCCAAUUUCUCCACCAACUACAAGCUCCCCAAUUUGAAAUUUGCACUGAAUCACCGCAGUCAACCUGAUGUUGACAUGUUUGAUUUCACCUGCAUGAGCCGUUCAGACAAUGCAGCUCUGGUGCGUGACUGUAAAGGCAAAAAACUGCUCAUUGGAUUGGUAGGAGACUGCUUAGUGGAGCCAUUCUGGCCCUUGGGCACUGGUGUAGGCAGAGGAUUUCUGGCUGCUUUUGAUGCUGCCUGGAUGAUAAAAAGGUGGGCCUCAGGGACACCCCCUCUGGAUGUGCUGGCUGAGAGAGAGAGUUUAUAUCAGCGGCUGUCGCAGACUUCACCGGACAACACCAAUAAGAAUAUCAAUCAGUAUAGCAUUGACCCUAUCACUCGGUACCCGAAUAUCAAUCUUCAAGCUAUCAAGGCUUCUCAGGUUCGAAACCUGUAUGUGACAGGAGAAAUUGAAACAGAUCAGAAGAAGAGAAGAAGUCGUGCCAGUUUGGAGAUAGUUUAUAAAGACGCCAACAGAGCCUACGAAGAGCUCCUUAGCUGGUGUCAAGUGAGCACUGCAAAAUACCCCAGAAUCAAGGUAGAGGACUUCACACACUCCUGGAAAAACGGACUGGCACUGUGCACACUCAUACACCAUUUCCGACCAGACCUUCUAGACUUCACCUUGCUGGACCAAAAUGACCCCAUUGGGAACAACCAACUGGCAUUGGAUGUGGCUGAGCAGGAGCUAGGGAUCCCUCCAGUCCUCUCCAGUACUGAAAUGGCUUCAAUGUCAGAGCCUGAGCAGCUUGGCUUGAUCACCUACCUGAGCCAGUUUUAUGAUGCCUUCAAGAACUCUCCAGAACCUGAGGAGAAAACAGCUAAGCUCCUAACACCCCGAGGUACGAAGGGAGCUAUCCUAUUUCUUAGCAAGCUGCAGAAGAGUCUGUCUCUCUCACGUAAAAGGAAUCUGGAGGAGAAUUCCACAUGGGAUGAACAAACCAAGAAGAAAAAGCAAGAGCCUGGGAGCCCUCCUGUCUCUCCUGUGAGGAGCAGCGAUGCCUGCUAUAUCUGUGGCGAGCACGUCUACAUUGUAGAGCGGGUCAGUGCUGAAGGGCGCUUCUUCCACCGAAGCUGUUUCAAAUGUCACCAGUGUAAGACAACUCUGCGGCUGGGGGAUUUUGCCUUGAAUGAAGAUGAUGGGAAUUUCUAUUGCAGCCUCCACAUUGCAGGCUCCACAGACGCGGCUGCACCCAGUAGCAGAAUUUCUUCUGAAGCAGAAUAUAAAGAAUCUUCCCAGAUCUGCAAUCCUUCAGCCAAAGGCAUUCUGGACUUGGCUGCUAAGGAAGAUAGAAUGGAAAUAGAUUCAAGACAGCAAAGCCCAUCAUCCUUUACAGAUCAACUGCUAGCAGGUCAGCUUGAAGAAUCUCAGAAAUUAGUUGGUGAAGGAUUGGACUUGUCUUCAUCCAGAAAAAAUGGAAGUGUUGCCAUGAUAAAGCCAUCUCAGCCGGCGUUGCACCAGCAGCUCUCCCUUGCAGAGAAGUUGCAGGACUCUGAGACCAAUUUAGCUUCACAGGUUGGGCACCAAGGUACAGAUGUAGAUAGGGCCUAUGCUGAAGAACUUGACUUAAGAAGUUGGAUUGACCACCGGUUGCAGGAAGAGGCACAUAGGGACUUGGUUACAGGCAUGCAAGGAGCCAGUAUACACCCUGCUGUUUCUCGAAAGACUCUAAUUCCUCCAAGUCCAGUACUAGAACAAGGGGAAAGUGGGAAUGCCCAAAGGAGAAAAAUCUGUCUAUCAACCCUGGAAAAACAUGAACUAUCCAGAUUGAGUCCAAUUAUAGGCUCGUUUAAUUUUCCAGAUUCAAGUCUGGAAGAAUCCAGCAUCAGCAAAGACUCAGAAGACUCUCUGGAGAUUGGCAGUGAAAGUGAAGAAGAGGAGGAAGAGGAGGAGGAAGAAUAUGAACCAGGGAGCCAUGAUCUUGGAGCAGAGAUUUUUGGUAACUUGACUGAAGAGGGACAAUAUCCAACAUGGAAAAAGACUUUGAUACGACGAGCCCGAGAUGCACAAAUGAAGAGGUUUUGCAAAGCUCAGUCAAUCCAGAGGCGGCUAGAAGAAAUUGAAGUGACUUUCCGCGACCUUGAGAAACAGGGGGUCAAACUGGAACGUUAUUUACGGGAAGCGGCAGGAACAGAGUCUGAACUGAAGAGGGCAUGGAUGAGCCAGUUGCUCUCACUGGUCCAAAAGAAGAACAGCCUGAUGUGUGAAGAGUCUGACCUCAUGAUUGCGGUGCAAGAGCUGAAGCUAGAAGAGCAGCAAUGCCAGUUGGACCAAGAACUACGCCGGUACUAUAAUAUGGAUGAGUCUUCCAAAACUUGUGAGGACCAACGGGCAGAAAAGAAGAUCCUGUCUCAACUGCUGGAGGUUGUGAAUCAGCGCAGUGCCCUAAUCGAGAUGCAGGAGAACAAGCGUCUCAGUGAACUUUCUGAGCAUGGUCCAGUGCUGGGAAGCAUCUGAAAAUUUUAAGUCUGCUGGAUUUAAGCCUUCUGAGACAAGAGGACCUUCUCUUUGUACUGAAGUUCUUUUGGUGCAUACAAGAAAACAAGCUCCUCUUUAACAAAAAGUAGUCUUAAGAAGCAACUUUGCUGCCACAGGAACAGAAGAACUGUACAGAUACUGUUCGAACUGUCACUGAAGCCAGGCCCAAAAUGCAAUACUGCUGCAGUACAUUGUAAUCAGCACUCCUGCCAAUAUAUCUAUUGCAUUCGAUUAUUAUCCCAGAUCACAUGGGCAAGGUUCAUGUGGAGUUUAUUUUAUUUAUUACAUACCACUUACUACCUGAAUUUUAUUGGGCUGAUAAAUACAACAGAAUCUAAAGCCAUGAAAUAAGACGUAUUUUCUAUCCUCAGAUCAUUACUUGAUAGCCAUUCUUUGGCAUCAGAAGAGCAAUCUGGACUGUAACAUUGCUCCAGGUACCAAGUUGGCAUGUUUCACCAUGUACUAAGACAGGAAAUGCGAUUUAUUCUGCCAAUAAAUACAUUUUAUUACAUUGGGUCUGAUGACCAAAAUCAGUGUAAUGAAGGUAUUUUAAAAACAAAUGCCAGUGGAGAAGUGAUGGGAAAGUUUUAUGUAUUUUAGUAGUAGUCUCCAUGCCCUUCUUAGCCACCAUUUUUUUCUACAAUGUUUGUGACUCCUGUGUGCUAAAUUGUGCUGUUGUCCUGUACCUUUGAAGAUGGCAGAAGGGCCUCAGUUCAUGGGUUGGCAAUAUACAAUAGCUCCCUGUUUCCUUUUGUCAAAGCUCUUCCCAGUGACGGCAAUGCAAUGCUGCCCCCCUCCACAGCAGGUUUGUAGGAUUCUUGUUAUGAGUACAACAGGCCCUCCACAUCUGCUGAGGUUGGUGGUGCAGGGCCUUUGUACUGUUUUUUAAACUUGAGAAAACACUUAAAGAAUCUCUAGGUCCGUCCGUGUGACAAGUUGUGCUGGAGGACCUCUAGAUUCCUAGAGAAGUAUUUUGUCUAGUAUUUAAUUGUCCUAGCACAACUCUAUGGUCAACUUCAGGUAGGGGCUGCUCAUAGUCACACUGGAGGAGCUAAAGAUUCCUAGAAAUCAUAUUAAUCAAACCCGCAAAAGUUAAAUCUGCAAAUGUGAAGGACUGACGUACUGCUGUCUACCCUUCCUCUGCUAAGCUACCCAGAGAUACAUCCCGGUAGAAAACUAGAGGGGAGCAGCACCAAAAGAGCAUAGAAACGGAAAGGUUUUGAAAUAACAUUACAGCUCCAAGAAUCUCCAGGCUUGCAUGCCCAAAAUUUAAUGGUUAAAACAUCAAUACAGUGGAAUGGCCUAGGCCUGGGAAAUCCCCUUAUUAUUCAACUCCUAAACAUUUUGCAUUGUGUAUGCUUGUAAUAGAAGUUAUAAAGCCAUACAAGUGUGGCUUAAAUGUGAUAUCCCUGUAAUGGUAGCACAGCCAUAAGAGAAGCCGUAUUAACUAUGCAGAAGUGUGCAUUUACCUCACAAUAAACUGCUCCUGCAGAGAAGCUGCUGUUUAUUUGUUACAUAAUCACACACAAGCUCCCCUCCUAAUUAAAAAGAAAAUGCUUUAUGAUGUAAUCAGAAGGUGCCUGAAUUAGUACAAACAGCUGUCCUUUUUACACAGUUCCUGUAUCAAUAAAGGCGCAUGGAGUAAACAGGAA
Molecule: messenger RNA, 5648 nt
Organism: Anolis sagrei ordinatus
Lineage: Eukaryota; Metazoa; Chordata; Lepidosauria; Squamata; Anolidae
Gene: MICAL1
Product: microtubule associated monooxygenase, calponin and LIM domain containing 1
Molecular function (GO): protein binding; FAD binding
Source: RefSeq, a predicted model, not a curated record